This is a messenger RNA of Ipomoea triloba (trilobed morning glory), 2808 nucleotides long. RefSeq lists its product as uncharacterized. The transcript is spliced from 4 exons. NCBI's taxonomy places the organism in Eukaryota, Viridiplantae, Streptophyta, Magnoliopsida, Solanales, Convolvulaceae. Bases 1 to 2808 code for a protein of 935 amino acids. The record is from RefSeq and is a predicted model, not a curated record. Gene Ontology annotation, molecular function: zinc ion binding.
AUGGAAAUAGGGCGAGCCGAGCAAGGAUUUAGAAAAUUAGCAUUCUAUAAACAAGAUGAUGGUGAGGAUUCCUCUGUGUUUACAAUUAAACUACAUAUUGGGGGUAUUUUAGUUUGGAAGCCAAAAGUUGACUAUAGGGAUGGGUUUGUUGAGUACUUUGAUUAUUUCAACUGUGAUGAGGGAAGUUUACUGGACUUAAGAAGGAUGGUGAAACAAUUAAGGUUUUGUGACAAGAAGGUCCAGUUCUGGGUUAAGGUUAAAGGUAAGCCAAAAAGCAGAAAAACUGAUUUGAGGAAAGUGACCAAUGAUGCUGAUAUUUUAGUGCUGAAUUUAGAGGUUCCUAGAAACAAAGAGUUGGACAUUUAUGUUGAACAUCUCUAUGAUGAUCAAUGGGAUUAUGAAGUAGAGAUCUCUAGGUCUUUGGGUGAUGAUGCACUACUUACUGAUGAGGGUAGUGAACAAGAGUCUGAAAGGGAAGUUGAUGGUCCAGAUACUGUGUUUGAAGAAGUUGAGGUAGAGGUGAAUGGUCCUACUGCUAAGAGGGUGGGAAAUGAGGCUGAGGUAGAUCUUAAUGAAGUUGAUUGUGUACAUUCUGAAGGAAUUUUUAGGAGUUUAGAUGAUUCAGAUGAUGAGAGGGAUUUUAAUGGUACUGCCACUGUGUUCCAAGAAAGAAACCUGAAAAAGGAAGGCUUCAAGUUUGUUUUGGGAAUGAUUUUUCAAUCUGCCAAAGAAUUUAAGUGGGCUGUAACAUAUCAUGAGGCAAUGAGAAGAAAAGAUGUGAAAUUUGUAAAGAAUGAGGGCAGAAGGGUUAGGGCCUGUUGUAGACACAAUGAUAUUUGCAAAUGGACAAUUUUUGGGUCAAGAAGCAAUCCUAGAUGUCCAUUUCAAAUUAAGACAUACAACCAUGAACACACAUGUGGAGACCAAGAUGAUAACAAGACAGUUAACUCAGGCUUUCUAGCAAGAUUGUACAAAGAGGACUUUAGAUUGAAUAUGGAUUGGGGAAGGAGACAGUUUCAAGAGCAUGUGCAGCAAAAAUUACAUUGUCAGGUAACAAAACAUCAGGCUUAUAGGGCUAAGCAUAAGGCUAGAAAGGAGCUGGAAGGGCAAGAUUCUGAGCAAUUCAAUAUGCUCAAUGAUUAUUGUCAGGAAUUAAGGAGAAGCAAUCCUGGGAGUACUGUCAAGAUGAAGCUUGAUACUGAAUUCAGUGUUAAUGGCAGACCUAGGUUUCUUAGGUUAUAUAUUUGCUUUGGAGCUUGCAAAGAAGGUUUUCUUAGUGGCUGUAGACCUUUUUUUGGGUUAGAUGGCUGUCAUCUGAAGGGUUGUCAGAAGGGAGGGCAACUUUUAACUGCUGUUGGUGUUGAUGGAGAUAACUGCAUGUUUCCUAUAGCCUUUGCAGUUGUAGAGGGAGAAUUGAAGGAGAGUUGGAAAUGGUUUUUACAGUUGCUGGACAGUGACUUGAACAUAUCAAGUAAUCCUCUUGCAUGGACUAUAAUUUCAGAUAAACAAAAGGGCUUGGUACCUGCUGUUGAGGAGUUGUUUGCUGGUGUUGAACACAGAUUCUGUGUUAGGCAUAUGCAUGCUAACUUUGUGAAGGAUGGAUUUACAGGAAAUGUUCUGAAGCAGAAGUUGUGGGCUGUGUGUAAAGCAACAACAGAGCCAGAAUUUAAAAGGAUUAUGGAAGAGUUAAAGGAAGAAAAUGCAAAGGCUUAUGAGUGGUUGGCUGCCAGGGAUCCUAAACACUACUGUAGGGCUUUUUUUAGCACAUUUCCCAAGUCAUAUAUGCUUUUGAAUAAUUUGUGUGAGUCUUGGAAUGACACUAUUUUGAGCUUGAGGGACAAGCCUCUUCUAACAAUGUGUGAUAAGAUUAGGCUAUAUCUAAUGGGUAGAAUGCAAAAGAAUAGAGACAAAAUGAAGACAUAUCCACAUAAACUUUGUCCCAAAAUAUCAAAGUUGCUUGAAGAGGCCAAGGAUAGGUCUGCUAGGUAUAGUACAUACAAGUCACAUGAUAAUUUAUACCAAGUGGAUGAUCACAACUUUAAGGCCUUCAAGGUGGAUUUAGCCCUCAAACAGUGCAGUUGUAGAGGAUGGGAUCUUACUGGCAUUCCAUGCAGUCAUGCUGUGGCAGCUAUUAGAAAACAAAGAGGAAGCCCUGAAGAUUAUGUACACCAAUGCUACACAUUGGACACUUAUCUGAAAGCUUAUGAGCCUGCAAUACUGCCUAUUCAAUCAGCAAAUUUAUGGGAAAAAGUUGAUCUUCCAGCACCAAUUCCCCCCAAAUAUAAGGCACAACCUGGUAGGCCUAAGAAAAAGAGAAAGAUUGACCCACUUCAAGAGAAAGGACAGCAAAGUAGUCAAGUUAGAACAAAGAAACUAGGGGAAGUCAAGAGGUGCAGAGUAUGUGGACUGACAAGACAUAAUAAGACAACUUGCAAGGCUAAAAAUCCACAGGUGUCUGAACAGGGUAGAAUGGAAAAUCAGAAUGUUGAAAGUGAAGCUAAGGCUGAGGUUGAAGGGCAGAAUGAGGUUGAGGUUGAAGGGCAGUUUGAAGACAUAGCAGUUGAAACACAAGUCCCGGCUUUUGUACUUGAUGAAAUGGGAUCUCAGGAGGUAUUGGGGUCUCAGUCAUCACAACCAUUGCACAACCAUAUUCCACAGGAAUCAAGUUAUAUUUCUACAGAAAGAACAACUUUAACUCCAACUACUGCUGAAGAGAUGCAUAGACUUGGCCUUUCAAGCAGAACUAUAAGUGUAAUUCAGACACUAGCCAGGCCUGGGAAUUUGGUGCUGCUCAAAAGGAAGAAAUGA